This is a messenger RNA of Caenorhabditis auriculariae, 3888 nucleotides long. The record is from the annotation of a GenBank genome assembly. Lineage: Eukaryota; Metazoa; Nematoda; Chromadorea; Rhabditida; Rhabditidae.
AUGAGAAAAAGCAAGGUGAAAGAGCUGUCAAUGAUCGUAAACGUUUCGUUUGAAGAAGCAGUUGACAGUUUGCGAGGUUUUUCUAUCAUUAUUUUAAUUUUAAUUGAUUCACAAUUAUAGAAAAUGAUUGGGACAUAAACUCAGCAUCGCAAAAACUUGCUGUCCUAGUGCCCUGCAGUUCAAAAGGUGAGCUUUUUAGGAUUUUAAAUAUUUGAGAAAAAAUAAAACUUCAGAGGAAUUUUUACGAGGAAGAGCGCAAAAUAAGCCGAACAUCUCCACGACACGUUCCCGGCUACGCUUUUUAUUUACCGGAUUUGGAACGGCUUCCAGUGGAUUUUCGGAAUUUCCUGGAAAAAGACCUAAUUGAAGCGUCCACACAAAGACGGCUGGAGAAUUCUAGUGAAUUAAAGAUUUUGAACUUUCGAAAAUCUUUUUCUUUAGAACAUCUUAAUUGGUGGCAUCAAUUUGGGCAAAAGCUGUACCCCUUAUCAACAACCGGAGAUGGGAAUUGCCUUCUUCACGCCGCUUCUUUAGGUAAAUUAGUGAUCAUUUUCAUUGAAUGACAUAGUUUUCAUUUUUUUUUUUCAAGGCAUGUGGGGUUUACACGAUCGCCAACUAACAUUACGGGAAACUCUUUACGAAAUGUUGAUGAAAGGCUCGCGUAGAACUGCCCUUUGGAGACGUUGGAAGUGGGCCGAGCAUAAUGCGAUUCACGUUAGUUUUUUUUCCUCCUUUUUUAUGUUCUUAUCGUCAAUAUUCAUCAAUUUUUUUGUAAAUUGGAACAAAUUCUUGAAAAAAAUAUUUUCUAAGGGAACAAGAAGAAUUUGAUUUUUAAGUAAGACCUUUUUCUCAUUUAUUUUUUAAAUUUAGAUCUUAUUUUUUUCUGAUUAAAUACUAUAUUUUCCUAUAUUUUUUUUAGUAGUCAUGUUUAAUCACUUUCCAAAAAUUUCUGACCGAAAUUUUCGUCAAAGAAAUUUUUUUAAGCGCUUUUAAAAAAACAACUCUUUGAAAAUGGCUUUUUUUAUUCAUUCUAUUGCUUCUCCUUACAAAAAACCUGUUUGAUUUGAAUUUUUUUUUGAAGAAAUGCUCUGUCGAGGAUCUUUUCUAUUUCAUUCCUGUGAUAAAAAAAGCUUCAAAUUUAAAAAUCAACUCUUUUUUUUAGUCCAGCGAACUCGCACUAACAUUAUCCGACGAAGAGUGGGAACAAGAAUGGAACAGUAUUAUUUCUCUGGCCUCACCCAUCCCAAGGUACUCUGAUAUCCAUGAUCAUCAUCUAUUAACUUUUCGAUUUUGUAGAAAACAAGACGAAACGAGGUCGGAUUCGACGGAUCAAAUCUACGAAAGCCUCGAGUCGAUACACGUUUUUGCGCUGGCGCACGUCUUGAAACGUCCUAUUAUCAUUGUUUCCGAUACGGUGAGCAGUGGAAAAGCUCGAAAAAUACUGAAAAAUGUUGGUCAAGGUUCUGAGGAACGCGAAAGGCGAGGAACUUUCGCCGGUACUUUUUGGUGGGAUUUACCUGCCCCUCGAGUGUUCACCGGAGCAAUGUCACAGGUAUUUUCUUACCCUUUUCGAUGCUCAUCUUUAUUUUCUCUCAAUUAGAUCGCCACUCGUCCUUUGUUACGAUUCCGCUCAUUUUUCUCCGCUCGUUCCAAUGCGUCAUGAUACUAACCUACAACGUGAGUUUUUCAAACUUUUCUAUAUUUUCUUCAUUUUCGCGAUUUCAGAGAUAAUCCCCAUUCUUGAUGCCAACAGGAACCUUCUACCGGUACACUACGCCAUUGACCCUGGUCCUGACUUUACGUGGUGAGAUUCUAGUUUAAAUGUGAAUUAUACUAUAGUAAUUCGAUAUAUUCAUCGUUUUCGUUUCAAAUUUCACUUUUUAAAAAAAUAUUCAAAAUGAUGAAGGUCUUUUAAAAAAACUGCUACAAUCGUUUUCAGCUGUUUUCGAGACGAAUACUCCAAAAAAAAAGAGUACAUUUUUUUCUUUACUUUGCGUGUUUGAUUUGUAGUUCUAGCGUGUCUUUUUUUAAUGUCUACAAAGGAGGAAAUAUUUCAAAAUAUUAUUGAUCCACUUCCUCUAAAAAAACCGAAAAAUUUUUCCUAUUUUUCUUAUUCGAAAUUAUAUGUGUUUUUACAUUUUUGAUUGAAAAUAAGAAUCAUAUAAAGAAAAAGAUACGGAAAAAACCAUGCGAAAUCACUAAUUUAAAAUCUCCCGAAUUUUUUUUUCCAGCGAAAGCUGUUAUUCGAUGCGAAGAUUCUGCAGGUGGAGGGACGAGGCGGACAUGCAGAUCGCGUCGCGACUCAACAUGACCGAGACGGACAAGUUGUCUCUCGUCAGCGAGUACAUGGACAUUGUGCGGCUGGAUCUGCGACGCGGCAGUGUUCGCAGCAGUCGCCGCGUUCGCAGCGCCCUCUCGCCAGCGCCUCCCGUCAACUGCGACGCGACGCUGGUAGAGGCCUCAGUCGCGCCUCCGGCCACCACCAAAAAAGGGAUGACGCUCGCGUCGUCGGGAAUCUCACAAGGCCGGCACGAGAAGCGCCGGAUCUUCGUCGAGAUCACCCAGCACAUUCUGAGGACUCUCAAGUUCUCGAAUGGGAAGCACAAGGAGAAGUGCAUCACGGCGGAGGAAUGCGUCAACACGAUGAACAAGACGACGUCCGUCUUGGCCGCCCAGUUGGCCACGUCAUCACACGAAUACAUGGACGUCAUGGUCAGAGAGUACAUGAAAAGCGCCCAGCAGCGAUUCCAGCAGAACCACAAAUCGGUGAAUUUCGAUAGAAUCAUUGAGAAAAACCUCCAAUCAUUCUCGGGAUAGAUUGUUACGAAACAAAAUAAAAUUUUUGCAGACCACCACAACAGAUGGCCGAAAACGGAUAAGCAGGUCAUUUAGCGCUUCUUCCCUAAUGAUCACCUGCAUCAACAACUCUUGUAACCAGGUAAAAAUUGUUAAGCGACUACUUCAAGUAAUCCCUUGGGUGGGUCUUCAAACAAGUAAUUAACAUCCCUCUCAAGUGAUCACUUUUACUUUGAAGAAUUCUUGAACUCUCUUAAGUGGCCACUUCGCAUCACGUUUUACCCAUUUCCAGCCCGCCUCGCAAGCCACCAACUUCCUCUGCGACGAGUGCUUCGCGCAGCAGAAGCUUCUGAUGAUGUCAUUCAACUGCGAACGACCAAACCUUCUGAGACGGCCGCCCGUCUCGAUGACGGCGGCGGCUGCGACAGUGAAGAGCACGACGAUGCCGCUGCUCAACGGUCUGUCCAACGGGAACACCAAAGUCGGCAACACCUCGCCAGUCCUCGGCGUCACCUCUCGCGAUGGAUCGUCCAAAACUAGCAAGUUCGUGUUUUUUUUUGUGAAGAUGAAGCUACAGGAGUUCUUGAGAAUCGAAUACAAGAAAAAUAAUAGUCUUGAAAAAUUUUGAGAACUUCUAAAAAAAAAAAACUUGGAAAGAGUUAGAGCUUAUUGUAAGAGUCCUGUAGAUGACCAAAUUUUUCAAUAGAUUAAUAAUCUUUAAUUCAACUCAAGCCUCUUCUUUUCUAACGAACAAGUGUGCUCUAUAGACAAAGCCAAGAAAUCCCUUGAUAUAGCUGAUUCACGGCCAGCUUGGGACGAUAAGAGGGCGUGUCCUGUCUGCGCUCUUCACGAACCAGGCACUGUCUCGUCCAUUAUCGUGUCAGGACCCUUUUUUCAAUGGCUCAAGCCAGCCGUGAAUCAGCUAUACUUCUUUUUUUUGUGUUGGAUUAAUUUUUUAUGGAUCAUUUCUUAUUUUCCAAUCAUGAAAGUUUCGAAACUUGUAAAAUUCUAAUUUUCAGCGUUCGAGCGGUGGAAGACGCAGACGGCGUCACUCAUUACUUUGUCUCUGAAGAGAAUUUGGCCGUUAACUGA